This is a messenger RNA of Camponotus floridanus (Florida carpenter ant), 1672 nucleotides long. Its product is annotated as potassium channel subfamily K member 15. Lineage: Eukaryota; Metazoa; Arthropoda; Insecta; Hymenoptera; Formicidae. Gene Ontology annotation, molecular function: potassium ion leak channel activity. Bases 75 to 1430 code for a protein of 451 amino acids. The record is from RefSeq and is a predicted model, not a curated record. Gene Ontology annotation, biological process: stabilization of membrane potential; potassium ion transmembrane transport. Gene Ontology annotation, cellular component: membrane. The transcript has 8 exons.
CAAAUUUCAUAAAUUUCGAAGUAACAAGUUGGAAAUAUUUCUAACACUCUAUUGCACGAUAUUCCGGAUACCGCAUGCAGUUCGAAAUGCAGAAAGAAUCUCGACUCGAAGAUCGCCGCAUAGUGUGCCGAUCAGUCUUCUCCGAGUGUUCGACGCGUUUACGUCGUUCGCGGAAAACACGUGGGCGCACGGACGAAAUGACAAACGACGACUCAUCCGUCGAACUCGGCGUCGCGAUGGAUGGUAAAGAUGCUAAAGGAUUCUUCAAGGAACAAACUGUACGGAGGAUCAAGUCGAUCGCCGGUCACGCGGGCUUGCUAAUCACUCUGAUGCUCUACACCGCGAUCGGCGGACUGGUAUUUCGACAGAUCGAACUUCCAGCGGAGCUCGGGCGGCUCGAACGUUUGCGCGCAAAAUUACGUAUGCAACGAUAUCGUUUCGUCGAGUCCAUUUCCAACAAUACGGAUGUCUUCAAUUUGCAAACCUUGGUAAGCGUGAAAUUGCGCAUCUACGAAGAAGCUGUCCAGGAAGCGGCUCAAGCGGGUUUCUUGGUCAAUUUUGUAACGGAUACCAUGAAUCAUGAGGAUACUCACUCUGAAUUGCCGCCCAUCGUAACCGAAAGGUGGAGCGUUCUCCAAGCGGUUUUCUUCGCCAGCACCGUUCUCACUACGAUUGGAUAUGGCAACGUCGUGCCCUCGACUAAUUGGGGAAGGAUUUUCUGCAUCUUUUUCGCUCUCAUCGGCAUACCUCUCACCUUGAUCGUGAUCGCCGACUUGGGAAAACUAUUUGCGAGGGGAGUGGUACAUAUUGCAUUGAUGCUAAAAUUGAAACUUCCGUUUCGUACGAAACUCUCGUGCGUUCCGACAAACGUAACUGGUCGACGAUCGCUCGGAGCCUGUGCCGCUAUCAUGUUGCUCUUUCUAUACCUCGCCUGUGGCGCCGGUAUGUUUAUGUUGUGGGAAGAUGAUUGGGACUUUUUUGAUGGGUUUUAUUUCUGUUUCGUAACAAUGACUACCAUAGGCUUUGGUGAUCUUGUGCCUAAGAAACCCAAAUACACUUUACUGUGUACUUUGUACAUCUUGGUCGGCUUAGCGCUGACUAGCACCAUCAUCGAAUUAGUCAGACGACAAUAUGCUCAAUCUUGGAGAAGGCUGCAAAGACUGAGUGGUCCAUUAGCUGAAGCUCUCAGGAAACUCGGCGAGCAAGCAGGUGGCGACAUGUCCACAUUACAUUCUGAUUUAAGGAAAGUACUGACAGUAAUAUCUAUGCCGCGUUUGAGAUGGUCUACUUCCAUUGAUCGUGAUGUUACAAAGGACCGGGAUUGGGAGGAAGCUGUGGAGGCGGUGUUGCGUGAUAUUGCUGCAAACGCGACAGUGCCGCCGCCCAAAAAGCCGAUCGUGCAAAUCGUCAUUUAUGAAUCUAGCGUUUAAUGUAUCGUCAAGAAUAUGAUACCUGGAAAGAAACUUGCUGCGUUAAUUUUUGGACGCAUUUUUCAUACAUCUCGUAUCGUAUAUUGUCGCUUGUCUAUGUGCAAUUUAGCUAUGGAGCUUCAUAUUUCGCGCGCUUUAUAUCGUUGUCGCGUCAAUAUGAAGCGGUCGAUGAAAAGCUCCGAAGACGCAAGUUGUGACCGACACGACACGAGAUAGCCGAGGUAGAGAAGUAGAGAGUAAAA